This is a messenger RNA of Bombina bombina (fire-bellied toad), 4249 nucleotides long. RefSeq names its product C1q and TNF related 5 (gene C1QTNF5). The transcript has 4 exons. NCBI's taxonomy places the organism in Eukaryota, Metazoa, Chordata, Amphibia, Anura, Bombinatoridae. Bases 1 to 867 code for a protein of 288 amino acids. Gene Ontology annotation, molecular function: protein binding. The record is from RefSeq and is a predicted model, not a curated record.
AUGGCUCCUUCAAACAAGGAAAGUGACGGAGUUGAGUUUGGCCAUUGGAAAAUAAUUGAAACAAACGAGGUGUUAAUGUAUUCAAGAUCUCAUAGGGAAGAAGAGUUGAUCCUGCUUGGGAUUAGUCUUAUUUUCCAUACCCUUCUUCAGCUUGCACUGAUUUUGUUGUCCUGUCAGUUAGAAGAUAACCAGAUCACUCCUUCCUGCUGUUCAGCCCCUGGGAUCCCAGGAGUUCCAGGCACUCAUGGAAAUGUGGGAAUUCCUGGGAGGGAUGGACGGGAUGGAAGAGAUGGUGCCGCAGGGGCAAAUGGAUCCAAAGGCGACACAGGAGACCCAGGUGCUGCAGGUGUUCAAGGUUUUCCAGGUAGCACAGGAACCCCUGGCUUGCGAGGUGAGAGGGGGCCACAGGGGGAGUGUGCAGUAACCCCUCGCUCUGCCUUCAGUGCCAAGUUGUCAGGGUCCCGCAGCCCCCCUAUCCCAGGCCAGCCAGUUCCCUUUGGAAAAGUUUUGGCCAAUGAACAGGGACAUUACAAGCCAGAGACAGGCCGCUUCCGCUGUGUUGUGCCAGGUCUCUACUACUUUUCCCUCCAUGGCACAGUCUACAGAGGAUCCCUGCAUUUGCAGCUAAUGAAAAAUGGACAUCCUCAGGCCUCUUUCUUUCAAUCUGGUGAUACUGCAAAACCAGGGGGCUUGUGUGGUGGGAUUGCCCUUCACCUGGAACCUGAUGAUGAAGUGUGGGUGCAGCUGGGAGAUUAUCCAGGAUUGUAUGCCAGUGAGGGGACUGACAGUGUAUUUACAGGAUUCCUCAUAUACUCUGACUGGGACCCCCACCCAGUGUUCAGCCCUCUGACACCUCCUGAUCCGUGAUUUAUGACUUAGACACAAUGUAAAUAUCUUACCAAAUCUGAAUUUAGCAGCUGUAGGAUAACAAACCAACCUUCUUAGCCAUGUACUGCCCAGUUCUCUGUUGUAAUUUUCUAUUUAAUAGGACAUACAAAUUCUUAAAUGGCAAUGAGUAAAUAUUUCUUUAAAGAGACUUAAAGGGCCAUUAUAGUGAAAUAAAUUACAUGCAGGUUCAUAUAACUAGUACUGCUGAUUGGAUCAGUAACAGUUCCACUCCAUACCAGCAGUUCUCUUAGACUCCUGAGCAGUACUUUGUAGGGUUAUUAGUGAUAAAAGUAUAUGCUCUAAUGAAUGAGAGUGUAUAUGCUUUUUACUAUAAUGGCCCUUUAAAAGUUGCAUGUAUUAUGCAUGGUAUUUCAGGGUCCAUUUUAUAAAAGAAAAUAUUAUUACACUUUAAAGCCAGAUGUGCGAUUGCAUCUACAACGUCAUUAGUUUCAUUUCAUUAAACUGUACAUUUUAUAGCAUAUAUUAAACAUGACAGACAGUAGAUACAGGCCGUGAUGAUCAAAAGUGCCACAAGGCAGGUGUUUUACCAUAUAUUUCAGUGGGUGGCGAUACUGCUGCUCUGAUACUGGCGAUAUAUUCAGAGCAGCAUCGCUGUAAUGUAAAUGAUCCCUUUACACACUACUGUAUGACAAUACAAUUUACAUUUGUCAGCAGAAAUUCAACCCCCGGUUCUUACAAUACAAUAGUGACUUAAACAUAUUAAUAAUACACCUAUAGAAGCUGGGGAUUGUGGGUAUAUGAAAUAUGUAUACAGGUAUACAUCGCUUAAUGUAUAUAUACAGUGACGUAUUUAGGUUUUGUCCUGCCCUAGGCAUUCAAAAUUUUAAAGUGCAUAACGGCUCAUUUCAAAAGCAGUUAUUUUGCUUCUUAAUGUGGCUGGGCAGUGGGGCAGUAUAUGAGGCGUGCAAAUUGAGCUUAUUAAAAAAAACUGCUUUUAAAAUGAAUGCAUUAAAAUUAGUUCAAGACUUAGUUCUUAAUCUAAUGCCGCCCUCCUCCUCUGCUAUUUUAUUGCCUACAGGCUACACUGUACACACAGUGUGUGUAACUGUAGGCAAUAAAAUAGCAGAGGAGGAGGGUGGCAUUAGAUUAAGCCACACUGACUGUACACAGCUACUGCCCUACCUGAGAUAAGUCAGACUCAGCCAGGUUAGCCCACUCCAGUCCUCAGGCUCCGCUCCACCAAUCACACUCAACUCCACUUCUCUUCUUCUAAGUUCUUCUUGCGGGGUGCCAACAGACAGGAAGGCGGGCAACUGAUCAAAAACGUCACGUGACCUCGGUGAAAAGCCGGUCACGUGACCGCGGCCCUGUCAAAAUUAAAAAAUGUUUUUUUAAAUCCUGGCCACAUAUUCAGUGCAACGGAAAAGUGCCGCCCCCAAAAUUUGACGUUCUAGGCACCGGCCUUGUUGGCCAAUGCAUUAAUUUGCCCCGAUAUAUAUUGUAUAGUAUAAUGUUAGGAUAUGUAUGUAAACUGUAAAUGUGAUUGUACUAAUCUUCUAUUGUGUCCUGAGGUGCUCUUUUUUGCUAAGAUUGCUAUUGCACGUUCUCAAUAUUCAAAUUUUAGAAUAUUACGAUCGCGAUGUUGCAUUUGCAAUAUUCAUAUUUCACAAUAUUGCGAUUAUGCGAUCGUGUUUUACUUAUAUUAUUGUAAUCGCACUGUAGCAAACAUGUUCUAUAUUAAUAUAUAUCUAUAGAUAUACAAAUAUUAAUAUAGAACACGUUUGCUACAGUGUGAUCGCAACAUUAUAAAUCAUGAUUGCGCAAUCAUGAGGGCAAUAUUGUGAAAUAUUGCUUUUUCUCAAUAUAAUGGAAAUAUGAAUAUUGCAACGGCGAUUGCUCUUUCUUAAUAUAUAUUCUAACAUUAUACUUUACAAUCCCUAUAGUUUUAAUAGGAAGCUGUUGUUUUUUUGUCUUUAUUAACAAAGUCAAUCACAGACAUGAAGAAAAUAUAGACAUUCCGUGCGAGUUUCAAGGGCGUUCCAUGGUAGUAACCUAUAUUUUAAUCGGGAAACAUUGCUGUGGGUUUCUAAUAUUCAAAGCAUUCCCCUCCAUCUUAGCUUUACCUUUUCAGUCAUAUCAGUCUUACCUGCUUUUUAGUGGCGAUAUUUCCCAGUGUGACAAAUCUAGUGAAUAUACAGUGAAAAUAAAUAUACAUAUGCAUAAUUUGAAGUGUUACUACGCAAAAAAUAUUAUUUAUUUUCGUGAACACACAGUCUAUUUUGAAUAAACACACUUUAUAGAUAGCCCGCAGCUCUGUGGCGAUAUCAGCAGACUUUUGCUGAAGUUGCAAUUCCCAUUAUAUCCUAUGGGAGGCACAUCACCACUUAUCAGCACAACAAGGUUCAGACCACUUUUUUUUUUAGAUAUUUUGAAUAUUGGGGCCACAGUUUUAAAGGGAAUAUAAAGUCAAAAUAGAGUCCAAUAUUGAUUCUAAUAAAUGCUAUAGCUGUUUCAAAAGUGUUUUCAAGUAUGUACCGUGCGCCAGCAUGUUAAACACACCACUUGCUCAGACAGCCUAAAUUGCUUGUACUGUCUAGUAAUUAAUCAGUUUGUUAAUUGCUGACAUGAUACAUGCCCCACUGGCAUUCUGAGUAACUGCAGUAUUUAAAAUGCUGGUGUUCUAAGAAUAUCUAGCUAUGCUUCACAUGCAUGUGCAGAGAAAAAUGUUAACAGUAGAAGAGUGAUAACUUUUACUAGAAGCAUUUUUGCCAAUACAUGUAUAUUGGCAAAUAUGUUUCUAUUCAAAGAUCUAAUUCUUCUAGAUGCAUUUAAAUUUUGACCAGAAUGUCCCUUUAACUUUGUUAUCGUGGUAUCCUUUAUUAAAGAGCAUACUUAAGUAGGAUUGAGAGUGUGCUCAUCUUAAGAACUAUAUGCAGUGUUUGCAACAAUAUCUGUAACAAUGUUAUACAUUGUUGCAAACACUGCUGCCUUCUAUUGCACAACAAUGUGUAACAUUGUUAAAAACAUUAUUACAAACAUGUGCACAAUCCUGAACCUGUUUGGGUAUACUCUUCACUAAAGGAUAGAAAGAGCACAAAGCAAAUUUGGUAAUAGAAGUAAACUGUAAAAUAGUUUAGCUCUUUAAUUGCUGAGCCAUUUCCACCCUGUGCUGAGCUGUUCUUGAGUUUUUAGAUGCUACUCACAUUUAAGCCCCACUGUAGGUCAUUUUUAGUGAGAAACCCACACCUAUUAUAUAUUGGGUUUUUUUAGCAGACCCAGCAGAUUCACAAUAUAUUAUUAUUUUAUAUAUAUAUCAUGACAAGUGAGAACUCUGCAACACAAUGUGUAAAACAAAUGUAUUUUUUUUAUCAAAAUAUUAAUAAAUAAGGUUGUACAAAAA